AUGGCCGAAGAACAGCUCAUCGAUAACAGCAAUCAUGAGGUUCAUGAUCAGCCUACUGAAGCAGGACCCAAAAAAUUUAGAAGCCAAUUUGCCAUGGAUUUCGAAAACCUGGACGAGGAAUUAUCCAAAGUGCCUCUCUUUAUGACAGAUUUGCCCGCAGAAGAAAAUGACACUUUGGCAGCACUCCAAUCACUUGUAUUUGACGGCACACCUGAAGAGGUGGCACAAAACUUUAGGGAGCAAGGCAACGACUGUUUCCGUGCUGGUAAAGCAAAGUACCCUGACGCCAUUGCCUUUUACACCAAGGCUAUUGAAACAGAAUGCAAAGACAACAGCAUCAUUGAAGCAUGCUUGGCCAACAGAGCAGCAUGUAAUCUGGAAUUGAAGAACUACGGUCGUGUGUUGACAGAUUGCAGUAAAUGUUUAAAAAUCAACCCCAAGAACAUCAAAGCAUGGUACAGAUCUGCCAAGGCGCUCUUUGCCCUCGACAAACUCGUAGAGACCAUCGACUGUUGUGACCAUGCAUUGCAAGUAGACGCUGACAACAAGCCUAUCCAAGAUAUCCGUCAACAAGCCUUGAAGCGUAAAACCGUGAUUGACGAAAAAAUUAGACAAAAAGAGGAGAGAGAGGAACGUGAGCGUAAUAAGAAGCAGGUAUUGGAAAAUGCAUUCAAGGAGCGCAACAUUAAAAUUCAAGUCGAGGAUAAAGAGGUGAGAGAAAAGGCCAAUAUUGAAUACGACCACGAAACACAGACCAUCAACUGGCCAGUGUUCUUCUUGUACCCGGAAUACAAGGAAAGCGACUACAUUCAAUCAUUCAACGAAACAAAUACAUUCCAAGAUCAUUUAGAAAUCAUGUUUGAACAGCCGGCACCUUGGGAUACGAACCAUCAAUACACGUUAGACAACAUGGAGAUUUAUUUCGAGGAUACUCGCGGAUUGAACCCUAAACUCAUCAAGAUUGGAAAGAAGUUGUCUCUUGGCAAAGUAUUGUCGCUUGAUCAAUACAUUAUCAAGAAUGGUGUGCCCUCCUUCAUUGUCCUAGCUAAAAAUUCACCAUUCAAGCAAGAAUAUAUCGACAAGUUUAAGAAAUAA
Molecule: messenger RNA, 1095 nt
Organism: Mucor velutinosus
Lineage: Eukaryota; Fungi; Mucoromycota; Mucoromycetes; Mucorales; Mucoraceae
Exons: 3
Coding region: 1-1095 (364 amino acids)
Biological process (GO): protein folding
Cellular component (GO): cytosol; nucleus
Molecular function (GO): Hsp90 protein binding; Hsp70 protein binding
Source: RefSeq, a predicted model, not a curated record